GUCGGACUUUAGCGAGGAGGCCGAGGCCAUCCUGGCCCUGCAUCGCCCAAGCAAGGGCGCCACCACGGACGCCGUCGCACGGCGCCUGAUCGCAGGUGCCCUAGACGGAGACACGGUCAUCACCAAAGAGCAGCUGCGGCAGAUCCGGGCGAAGAAGUUGUCAUCCUCGGCAGCUGCAGGAGGCUACGAGGCCAAGCGGAAGCCGCCGCCGGCACCGCCGAUGCCCACCUUGGGCUCCUCCUCAGACUCAGAGUCGGCGAGCUCCUUCAAGGCCCCCGCACCUGAGAAAGAGACGCCGCCUGCCAAGCGGCCGUCCCUCUCGGAGAGGCAGCCAGACACCAGGCCGAAGGACAGCAAGGCCAACCCCGGCGGAAGCCGGCUGCUUCAGGGUGCCUUGCGUGGCGUGGUCGGGGCGUCUCGAAAGAAGGACGCAGGGCCGAAGCCCACGAAAGGCGAAGUUGGCAGGAAGAGCGAGGAACGUGCGCCGAAGCCACAGGGACCCCGCAAUGCGCUGUGGUGUUAA
Messenger RNA from Symbiodinium necroappetens, 523 nucleotides. The record is from the annotation of a GenBank genome assembly. NCBI's taxonomy places the organism in Eukaryota, Dinophyceae, Suessiales, Symbiodiniaceae.